AUUACGAACUCGGGAAAGCGAAAGAAGGCGCACCAUUUAUAAAGAAAGGGGAAAGUAGCAAGAGUUUCCAUUAUGGCAGACAGCUACUAUGAGCAGCUGCAAAAAGACUCACAGUUCCUUGUAGCUGACCAACGGCUGGACACUGAGUUGGUGGAUAAGCUGGUCUUGCAGCUUAACAGAAUUUAUCCUCAAAUACUGAAUGACAAGGAGGCCCACAAAUUCCGGAACCUGAGUGUGCCCACCAGCAUCCGGUUUGCUGAGCUCCUGGCUCACCUUCAGGUGAAAGGGGAGGAGGCGUGUCAUGAGUUCUACAGAGCACUGCACAUCCAUGCCGAGGAUGUCUACUUCAGCUUGCCCACCCGUGUCAGCCGCAGGGAAACCACAGAUCCAACAGGGACUAACACAGCUGACGACCUCAGGGAGAGAUUUGUUCUUAAUGACAGGGGUCCCUGUUUCUUCCUGGGCUGUUUCAGCGUGGCAGUGGGGUUGGCGCUGCUCUACUACUGUGGUGAAGGGAAGUUUCUUGGAGAUGCCAGGAGAGUGUUGGGGUUCACAGCCCUGGGGGUGGGCAGGCGAGCCAAAGAGGUUCUGAUAUCUUACACGGACGAUGGGAACGGGAAGCUGUAAGGCCUCACAGCCACCAUAGUGACUGUCACACCCAGCUUCAGAGAUACAAGUGAAACACAAGUUUGCCAUACCAAGCAAAGGGCUG
Molecule: messenger RNA, 712 nt
Organism: Megalops cyprinoides (Indo-Pacific tarpon)
Lineage: Eukaryota; Metazoa; Chordata; Actinopteri; Elopiformes; Megalopidae
Product: caspase recruitment domain-containing protein 19-like
Exons: 6
Coding region: 73-627 (184 amino acids)
Cellular component (GO): mitochondrion
Source: RefSeq, a predicted model, not a curated record